GUCGCCAUCUUGGAUCCGCGGGACAAGAAAAUUCAUGCGAUAAGAAACAACAGAUUGGAAAAGAGGAUGGUGAAAAAGACAUAUAUCCAUCACUUCCUUGAGUCCUUUCUUACAGUUUUGCUUCUUAAUGACCUACGUAUGGUAAACUAGGUAACCAGCAUCUUAGUACUGUGAGGAAAGGACACGACUCUAUGGUGAGGACUGAUGGACAUACAUUAUCUGAGAAAAGAAACUACCAGGUGACAAACAGCAUGUUUGGUGCUUCAAGAAAGAAGUUUGUAGAGGGGGUCGACGGUGACUACCAUGAUGAAAACAUGUACUACAGCCAGUCUUCUAUGUUUCCACAUCGGUCAGAAAAAGAUAUGCUGGCAUCACCAUCUACAUCAGGUCAGCUGUCUCAGUUUGGGGCAAGUUUAUACGGGCAACAAAGUGCACUAGGCCUUCCAAUGAGGGGGAUGAGCAACAAUACCCCUCAGUUAAAUCGCAGCUUAUCACAAGGCACUCAGUUACCGAGCCACGUCACGCCAACAACAGGGGUACCAACAAUGUCACUUCACACGCCUCCAUCUCCAAGCAGGGGUAUUUUGCCUAUGAAUCCUAGGAAUAUGAUGAACCACUCCCAGGUUGGUCAGGGCAUUGGAAUUCCUAGCAGGACAAAUAGCAUGAGCAGUUCAGGGUUAGGUAGCCCCAACAGAAGCUCGCCAAGCAUAAUAUGUAUGCCAAAGCAGCAGCCUUCUCGACAGCCUUUUACUGUGAACAGUAUGUCUGGAUUUGGAAUGAACAGGAAUCAGGCAUUUGGAAUGAAUAACUCCUUAUCAAGUAACAUUUUUAAUGGAACAGAUGGAAGUGAAAAUGUGACAGGAUUGGACCUUUCAGAUUUUCCAGCAUUAGCAGACCGAAACAGAAGGGAAGGAAGUGGUAACCCAACUCCAUUAAUAAACCCCUUGGCUGGAAGAGCUCCUUAUGUUGGAAUGGUAACAAAACCAGCAAAUGAGCAAUCCCAGGACUUCUCAAUACACAACGAAGAUUUUCCAGCAUUACCUGGUUCCAGUUACAAAGAUCCAACAUCAAGUAAUGAUGACAGUAAAUCUAAUUUGAAUACAUCUGGCAAGACAACUUCAAGUACAGAUGGACCCAAAUUCCCCGGAGAUAAAAGUUCAACAACACAAAAUAAUAACCAGCAGAAGAAAGGGAUCCAGGUGUUACCUGAUGGUCGGGUUACUAACAUUCCUCAAGGGAUGGUGACGGACCAAUUUGGGAUGAUUGGCCUAUUAACAUUUAUCAGAGCAGCAGAGACAGACCCAGGAAUGGUACAUCUUGCAUUAGGAAGUGAUUUAACAACAUUAGGCCUCAAUCUGAAUUCUCCUGAAAAUCUCUACCCCAAAUUCGCAUCGCCCUGGGCAUCUUCACCUUGUCGACCUCAAGAUAUAGACUUCCAUGUUCCAUCUGAAUACUUAACGAACAUUCACAUUAGGGAUAAGCUGGCUGCAAUAAAACUUGGCCGAUACGGAGAAGACCUUCUCUUCUAUCUCUAUUACAUGAAUGGAGGAGACGUAUUACAACUUUUAGCUGCAGUAGAGCUUUUUAACCGUGAUUGGAGAUACCACAAAGAAGAACGAGUAUGGAUUACCAGGGCACCAGGCAUGGAGCCAACAAUGAAAACCAAUACAUAUGAGAGGGGAACAUAUUACUUCUUUGACUGUCUUAACUGGAGGAAAGUAGCUAAGGAGUUCCAUCUGGAAUAUGACAAAUUAGAAGAACGACCUCACCUGCCAUCCACCUUCAACUACAACCCUGCUCAGCAAGCCUUCUAAAAA
Talpa occidentalis (Iberian mole) is the source of this 1817-nucleotide messenger RNA. RefSeq names its product CCR4-NOT transcription complex subunit 2 (gene CNOT2). The record is from RefSeq and is a predicted model, not a curated record. Gene Ontology annotation, biological process: nuclear-transcribed mRNA poly(A) tail shortening; regulation of stem cell population maintenance; regulation of DNA-templated transcription. Lineage: Eukaryota; Metazoa; Chordata; Mammalia; Eulipotyphla; Talpidae. Bases 192 to 1814 code for a protein of 540 amino acids. Gene Ontology annotation, cellular component: CCR4-NOT core complex; P-body. The transcript is spliced from 17 exons.